Molecule: messenger RNA, 1207 nt
Organism: Musa acuminata subsp. malaccensis (wild Malaysian banana)
Lineage: Eukaryota; Viridiplantae; Streptophyta; Magnoliopsida; Zingiberales; Musaceae
Product: serine/threonine-protein kinase Aurora-1
Biological process (GO): protein phosphorylation; mitotic spindle organization; regulation of cytokinesis
Cellular component (GO): spindle pole centrosome; spindle midzone; chromosome passenger complex
Molecular function (GO): ATP binding; protein kinase activity
Source: RefSeq, a predicted model, not a curated record
CCCUUCAUGUUCCUUCCCCUGCUCUCACCAACGUCUCCAAAUUUCAAAUUCCCUCUACCCUCCCGACCCCUUCUCGGCCACCCGAUGGCGAUCGCCGCGGAGUCGCAGCAACAAGAGAAGACUCCUUCGAAGGCCUCAGCGGUGGAGAAGCGAUGGACGCUCAAUGAUUUCGACAUUGGAAAGCCUCUUGGAAGAGGAAAGUUUGGUCAUGUGUAUCUGGCCAGGGAAAAAAGGAGUAACCAUAUUGUGGCACUGAAAGUGCUGUUCAAGAGCCAGCUCAAGCAAUCUCAAGUUGAGCAUCAGCUGCGACGUGAAGUUGAGAUACAGAGCCACCUCCGGCAUCCAAACAUACUACGCCUAUAUGGUUAUUUCUACGAUCAGACUCGUGUUUAUUUGAUACUAGAAUAUGCAGCAAAAGGUGAACUUUACAAUGAAUUGCAGAAGUGCAAGUACUUCAGUGAAAGACGCACUGCUACUUACAUCUCAUCUUUAGCCCGGGCGUUAAUAUACCUCCAUGGGAAGCAUGUGAUUCAUAGAGACAUCAAACCGGAGAAUCUUCUGAUCGGACUACAGGGUGAGCUGAAAAUUGCAGAUUUUGGGUGGUCAGUUCACACAUUCAACCGCAGGCGGACAAUGUGUGGAACACUGGAUUACCUUCCGCCUGAAAUGGUGGAAAGUGUGGAACAUGAUGCCAGUGUGGAUAUUUGGAGCUUAGGUGUAUUGUGCUAUGAGUUCCUUUAUGGGAUGCCACCAUUUGAAGCAAAGGAACACUCUGAUACAUACAGAAGGAUAGUCAAAGUUGAUCUCAAGUUCCCGUCGAAACCAGUUGUUUCUCCCGGUGCAAAGGACCUCAUCAGCCAGAUGCUUGUCAAAGAUUCCACUCAACGUCUUCCGCUUCACAAGCUGCUCGAGCAUCCAUGGAUAGUGCAAAAUGCAGACCCUUCCGGUGUAUACAGAGGAUGAUAACUUCGAUUCCUCGCUGUCCACUUUAUGUAUUUUCUACCAUCAUUUAGGCAGAAAAUACAAGUUAAAAAGAGGGUGUUAGAGAAAUGAUGACCAAGGAUGUUUUAGUUCAGAAUCUUUCGAUGAUGAAAUAUUCUGCUUGUAUUCUGUAUGUAGUCUACUCUUGUUGGUUUCCAGUCUAGUUUAAUUAGUGACCACAUCUACUCUUCUUAAUAAGAUUUGUUGUCCUAUUGAUUUCUCACAA